AUGCUGUGUGGGAUCAGCCGGGACAGCCCUGCUGAGGCAGACGAUGGGCCUUACUCAAAAGCGGGGAAGGACGGAACAGGGGCUGAUGGGGCCCUGGUGUGCCGCCGCCAGAGCAUCCCAGAGGAGUUCCGGGGCAUCACCAUGGUGGAGCUGAUCAAGCGUGAGGGCAGCACUCUGGGCCUGACUAUCUCGGGAGGCACUGACAAGGACGGGAAGCCCAGAGUCUCCAAUCUGAGACCUGGGGGCCUGGCGGCCAGGAGCGACCUACUGAACGUGGGCGACUACAUCCGCUCAGUGAAUGGGAUCCAUCUAACCCGGCUCCGACACGACGAGAUCAUCACCCUGCUGAAGAACGUGGGCGAGCGCGUGGUGCUGGAGGUGGAGUAUGAGCUGCCCCCGCCCGCUCCCGAAAACAACCCAAGGAUCAUCUCUAAGACAGUGGAUGUCUCCCUCUACAAGGAAGGCAAUAGCUUUGGCUUUGUUCUCAGAGGAGGUGCCCAUGAGGACAGGCACAAAUCCCGCCCAUUGGUCCUGACUUACGUGCGACCUGGUGGCCCAGCAGACAGGGAAGGCUCCCUGAAGGUGGGUGACAGACUGCUCAGCAUAGAUGGGAUCCCACUGCAUGGGGCCAGCCACGCCACUGCCAUAGCCACCCUGCAGCAGUGCAGUCAUGAGGCCCUUUUCCAGGUGGAGUACGACGUGGCCACCCCAGACACAGUGGCCAAUGCUUCAGGCCCGUUGGUGGUAGAAAUAGCCAAGACCCCAGGAUCUGCCCUGGGGAUCUCUCUCACCACCGGCUCCCACCGGAACAAGCCAGCUAUCACCAUCGACCGCAUCAAGCCAGCCAGCGUGGUGGACAGGAGUGGUGCCCUGCAUGCUGGAGACCACAUCCUGGCCAUCGAUGGCACCAGCACGGAACACUGCUCACUGGUGGAAGCCACCAAGCUCCUGGCCAGUGUGACUGAGAAAGUACGGCUGGAGAUCUUGCCUGCACCCCAGAGUCGUCGGCCCCUCAAGCCCCCAGAGGCAGUGAGAGUACAGAGGAGCGAGCAGCUGCACCGCUGGGACUCCUGCAGCCCCUCUUGCCACAGCCCAAGGCCAAGCCACUGCAGGGCCCCCACCUGGGCACCUGGAGGCCAGAACCAGAGCCGAUCCUUGUCCUCAACUCCCUUCUCCUCACCAACCGUGAACCCCGCCUUUCCCUGUGCCAACGCCAGCACCCUGCCCCGAGGACCCAUGAGCCCCAGGACCACAGCCGGGCGGAGGAGGCAGCGAAGAAAAGAACACAGGAGCUCUUUGUCACUGGCCUCCAGCACGGUAGGGCCAGGCGGGCAGAUCGUCCAUACAGAGAGCACAGAAGUUGUGCUCUGUGGAGAUCCCCUCAGUGGCUUCGGCCUCCAGCUCCAGGGAGGCAUCUUCGCCACCGAGACCCUGUCCUCUCCACCGUUGGUGCGCUUUAUUGAACCUGACAGCCCCGCUGAGAGGUGUGGUCUGCUGCAGGUGGGGGACCGUGUCUUGGCCAUCAAUGGCAUUGCCACUGAGGAUGGAACUAUGGAAGAAGCCAACCAACUGUUGCGGGAUGCCGCACUGGCCCGCAAAGUUGUUUUGGAGAUCGAGUUUGAUGUGGCAGAAUCUGUCAUCCCAAGCAGCGGGACCUUCCAUGUGAAGUUACCCAAGAAGCGUGGUGUGGAGCUGGGCAUUACCAUCAGCUCAGCCAGCAGAAAGCGAGGGGAACCCCUGAUCAUCUCUGACAUCAAGAAGGGCAGCGUGGCGCACAGGACUGGCACCCUCGAGCCAGGCGACAAGCUGCUGGCCAUUGACAAUAUCCGCCUGGACCACUGUCCCAUGGAAGACGCUGUGCAGAUCCUGCGCCAGUGUGAGGACGUGGUCAAGCUGAAGAUCAGGAAGGAUGAGGACAACUCAGAUGAGCAGGAGAGCACGGGCGCAGUCAGCUACACGGUGGAGCUGAAGCGCUAUGGUGGACCCCUGGGCAUCACCAUCUCCGGCACCGAAGAACCUUUUGACCCCAUCAUCAUCUCUGGCCUCACAAAGCGUGGCCUGGCUGAAAGGACUGGCGCCAUCCACGUGGGGGACCGCAUCUUGGCUAUCAACAGCGUGAGCCUCAAGGGCCGGCCCCUGAGCGAGGCCAUCCACCUUCUGCAGGUGGCAGGGGAGACAGUCACACUGAAGAUCAAGAAGCAGCUGGACCGUCCCCUCCUCCCCCGCCAGUCAGGCAGCCUCAGUGAGGCCAGUGAUGUGGACGAGGACCCCCCCGAGGCCCUCAAGGGAGGCUUGCUGACAGCCCGCUUCUCACCUGCUAUACCCAGUGCGGACAGUGCUGUGGAGUCCUGGGGCAGCUCUGCCACAGAUGGUGGCUUUGGGGGCUCAGGUUCCUACACUCCACAGGUGGCAGUCCGGAGUGUGACUCCCCAGGAGUGGCAUCCCAGCAGACUGAAGAGCAGCCCCCCACCCCUUGAGCCCCGGAAGACAAGCUACACACCUGGCCCCACUGAUGAGAGCUUCCCAGAGGAGGAGGAGGGGGACUGGGAGCCGCCGAUGAGCCCAACCCCUGGCCCCGCCCGAGAGGAGGGCUUCUGGAGAGUGUUUGGAGAGGCCCUUGAAGACCUGGAGUCCUGUGGACAGUCAGAACUGCUAAGGGAGCUGGAGGCUUCCAUCAUGACAGGCACUGUGCAGACUGUGGCUGUGGAUGGCAGGCCUGGCCCUCGACCUUGGCGCCGGAGCCGGGAGGUCCGAACAUCCUCUGAAGACCUGCAGGAGCUGCUGUUGCCAACACCCCUGGAGAUGCAUAGGGUGACCCUGCACAAGGACCCAGUGCGGAACGACUUUGGCUUCAGCGUCUCAGAUGGCCUCUUGGAGAAGGGUGUCUAUGUCCACACUGUGCGUGUGGAUGGGCCAGCCCAGCACGGAGGCCUACAGCCCUUUGACAGGCUCCUGCAGGUCAACCAUGUUCGCACUCGGGACUUCGACUGCUGCCUGGCGGUUCCACUCCUGGCGGAGGCUGGAGACACCCUGGAGCUGGUUGUCAGUCGUAACCCACUGGCACAGAGUCGCCGGACACCACGAGCACCAGGACCCAGCAGUCCCCAGAUGCUAUGA
Molecule: messenger RNA, 3117 nt
Organism: Arvicola amphibius (Eurasian water vole)
Lineage: Eukaryota; Metazoa; Chordata; Mammalia; Rodentia; Cricetidae
Gene: Grip2
Product: glutamate receptor interacting protein 2
Exons: 24
Coding region: 1-3117 (1038 amino acids)
Biological process (GO): neurotransmitter receptor transport, endosome to postsynaptic membrane
Molecular function (GO): protein binding
Source: RefSeq, a predicted model, not a curated record